CACGACAUUUGUGGCAACAGUGUUGAUUGGGACACAUCUGGCAGGUUUUUGCUUUCACUAACACUCUGUAAAUCCCCGCUGCUGGCCCUCUCUCGAAUGGCGCUCGCUGCAUAACCCUCCCCUUGUGACCUCCCCUUCUUCCUGUUGCUGCAGGGCAUCAGGAUGGCGUCGGAGCCGACGGCCGGCGCCGACGGCGUGUUCCGCGCCUCUGGCCAUGCCGACGGUCUGCUGGUGCGCAUGGACCGGCUGCGCCUGCAGCACGCGCUCUGUGACGUCACGCUGGUGGCUGACGGCCGACGCAUCCCUGCUCACCGACUGCUGCUGUCGGCCGCCUCGCCCUAUUUCGAGGUCAUGUUCACACACGACGUGCUGGAGGCGCGCGCGCCGGUGGUCGAACUGAAGCAGGUGGACCCGGACGCACUGCAGAUGGUGGUGGACUUCUGUUAUACAGGUUGUCUGGAGCUGAAUGAGCAGACGGUGGAGCUGCUGCUGACCACGGCCAGCCUGCUGCAGCUGUCGCAGAUCCAGACGGCCUGCUGCCACUUCCUCGAGAAGCAGCUGCACCCCUCCAACUGCAUCGGCAUCGGCCUGUUCGCUGAGCGGCAGGGCUGCCAGAAGCUGCACCGCUCCGUCCAGCGCUUCACCGCCGACAAGUUUGUCGACGUCAUCAGGAACAACGAGUUUCUGGACCUGCCACCAGACGAGGUGGCUGCUCUUCUUGCCUUGGAUGAUCUCAACAUUCCAUCGGAAGAAGUCAUCUUUUACCGUCACCGUCACACAGCGCAGUGCACAGCGCUGCAGCGCGGCUAG
This is a messenger RNA of Pollicipes pollicipes, 810 nucleotides long. RefSeq names its product kelch-like protein 5. The transcript has 5 exons. The record is from RefSeq and is a predicted model, not a curated record. Gene Ontology annotation, molecular function: protein binding. The coding region runs from base 163 to 810 and encodes 215 amino acids. NCBI's taxonomy places the organism in Eukaryota, Metazoa, Arthropoda, Thecostraca, Pollicipedomorpha, Pollicipedidae.